ACAUGUACUACAACAUGUUGGCCUGAAAGUGUUUGGACUCUCCCGGCCGAGCCUAUCGCCAUGCACACCGUCCACGACUUCAUAUCAGCACUUCUUCCACCACCCAAUCCGGAAAGAUCGGCCUGGGUCCAUGCCUUGACUAAACUUUUAUUUCGGCCAUAUCUGAGCAUAGCGCCCUCAAAACAGGAGACGUCGCCACCAUGCAGCGACCCAGGACACCUUCGCAAUUGUCGCCAGGCCACAACUCUUUCCGGUACCGCCCCUUGAGUCACGCGGAUGGCGAGGACUUUCGCAUUCUGUGCCUCUACCCCGGCACGCUCGACGACCCAAUUCGUUGUGAUCUUCUCCAUUCAAGUCUCGACUCCGAUAUUGAGUACGAAGCACUUUCCUACAGCUGGGCAACCGAAGAUGGAGACGACAGCCUCUCCCAGCACAUUGGCUGCGCAUAUGUAGGCGAUGAAGGCUGUGCGGAAUUCCCGGUAACCUCAAACUGUGCUUCUGCACUGCGCAGAUUGAGACUGCCCUCUCAGGAGAGAUUCUUGUGGAUCGAUGCCAUUUCUAUUAACCAUAGCAAUAUCGAAGAGCGAAACCACCAGGCCGGACUCAUGGCCGACAUAUACGCUGGGGCCUCGCAGGUCCUGGUGUACCUCGGAGAAGAAGACCUCGGCUUCGCAUCCAGGAGCCUAUGGCUGGACAGCGAGAGACGCCAAUCAGCCCUGACAAAGCUUUUUGCAAAGAGAUGGGUUUCCAGAGCAUGGGUCAUUCAGGAGGUGGCACUCGCACGAAAACUCAUGAUGAUCAUGGGAGACGCAUCAUGUGCCAUGGAUGCCAACCUGAUGAGUCGGAUCCGUGGACGGGCAAAGAUUUCACGACUGCAAGUUCCUGGUCCGCUAGCUUGGGAUCCUCUGGCUAGCGCCCCGACAAGAGAUCUACUCACAUUGCUGCUCCUAUCACGACAUUGCAGCUCUACAGAUCCAAGAGACAAAGUAUACAGCCUGCUGGGACUAGUGGGCGAACGCCUGCAAAACCUCAUCACUAUCGACUACGCUCAAAGCAUCGAGGAGGUCUUGGUGCGUACGGCUGCAGCCAUCAUCACUUGUCGAGAGGACUUCGAGCUUCUGGCAUAUGCAUCAUUGUCUCUCGGACCUCGCCAUACAGAAAAGGGGUUACCGACUUGGGUGCCGGAUUGGAUAGAGCAUCAAGGCGACAUGACGCUGCGUCCUCAAUUCCAAGAAACUAGGAUAGGCCCCUGGCGGUCUCUCGAAAAGCUAUCCGGAAGCUCUUCUAGCGCCGCAGAGCUAGCCAAGAUGGAUUGGACAACAAUAGUUGAUAUACCUUCGAGGUGGCCUAUUGAUCCAUAUUUGACACCAUCUGUUACCGUCCGUGCACAUUGUCUUGCGACUAUUGACAACACGACAAAAGAAGGAUAUGGCCCAUCAGCACGAUGGCUAGAUGGUCAAACCUUUGGUCGCGAUGUAAUGGGUUUGAUAGGUAGCGGGUCAAACCGAACAAGUCUCGAUCCAAGAACAUGGCCUGCACAAUACAACUGGCUACUGGAUCCGUCAUACACUCGCUCCAUAUCUUCCAUGAUGCAAAAUAAUACCGCGUCUGCAAUGGGACCCCCUGAAAGUAUCUACCGAACCGCAGUACAGCAUUUCUGUGCUGAACUCGAAACACACGGCAAGAACCAGUACAUUUUCCGAGCAGGCAUGCUUCCCGCAGUAACAAGCCACAAUUUUGUCGAAGGCGACAGCGUAUGGGCCAUAGACGGCUGCAGGAUCCCUCUUAUCCUGAGGCGGACGCGUGAUUCCGAGGGCUACCGGAUUGUAGGCAACUGCCAUAUCUUUGCCCUAUCACAUAUGGACUGCUGGUCUACGUCAGGGACGGGGCUCGAGCAACGGUGGAGUUUUGAUCCCUUUCGCCACAUGGAUCCGCUAGGCACACAAAGAAUAAAGAUUGUGUGAUUGUUUAGAGAAACGGUUAUGAUGGCUUGUUCAAGACUUUUUGUUUUUACCCUGUGAAGUCGAUCAUUGCUCUCUUGGUCGAGCACGUAUGGUGCUGGUAUGCACUCGACUUUGUUUCCAACCGUGCAUUUUAUUUUAUUUUCGCCUGCAUACUGUGCCCUCCAUUAGCCUUGUUUAAUUCGAUUCAUACGUUGUUCUGCAAAUGAAAUGUAACCUUACCGACUUUUGCUAACAAGACAAGUCUCAAUAGAGGAUUUAUCAGA
Messenger RNA from Bipolaris maydis ATCC 48331, 2227 nucleotides. RefSeq names its product heterokaryon incompatibility protein-domain-containing protein. Lineage: Eukaryota; Fungi; Ascomycota; Dothideomycetes; Pleosporales; Pleosporaceae. The record is from RefSeq and is a predicted model, not a curated record.